Antrostomus carolinensis (chuck-will's-widow) is the source of this 1176-nucleotide messenger RNA. RefSeq names its product signal peptide, CUB and EGF-like domain-containing protein 3. The record is from RefSeq and is a predicted model, not a curated record. Lineage: Eukaryota; Metazoa; Chordata; Aves; Caprimulgiformes; Caprimulgidae. Gene Ontology annotation, cellular component: cell surface. Gene Ontology annotation, molecular function: calcium ion binding. Gene Ontology annotation, biological process: signal transduction.
AUGUUGAUGAAUGCAGCAUCAACCGGGGGGGCUGCAAAUUUGGCUGCAUCAACACACCCGGUAGCUACCAGUGUACCUGUCCCGCCGGCUGCAAGCUGCACUGGAACAAAAAGGACUGUAUAGGUACGACAGGGCUGGGGACACCCCAGUAUAACCUGGACAUCCCCCAGUCAGAGGGAUUGGGAUGCUGGUCCAGGGUCCCCGUGCUGUGCUCUGGGAAUUCCCCCAUGACCUGGGAGGGUGCAGGGGUCCCUCGUGGAUCCCUGGGCUGUGCCAGCCACGGGCAUCCCCGUUUGUCAUCACCAGCCGGCGCGUGUCCCUCAGAGCUAGUGAAAUGCCUGCCAGGUUCAGUGCCACCACGGGCCACCCUCACCUGCAACAAGACGGGCAAGAAGGACAGCUGUGCCCUCACCUGUGCCUCCAAGGCUCGAUUCCUGCCAGGUACCAGCCCCAGUGCCACCGCCGGGACGGGCAGGGGGGUCCCCGUGUUGUCCCACGCUGGGGUUGUUGAGCACCUGCUUUUUCUUUUAGAGACUGUCGCCGCGCCAAUCAAACAAAAAGCUUCCUUCAAGAUCAAGGAUGCCAAGUGCCACCUGCACCCGCGGGCCAAGGGCAAGCAGGAUGAGGCCGGGAGGGCUGGGCCACAAGGUGGUUCGGCACCCUGCUCCGACUGCCAGGUCACCUUUGUCAACCUCAAGUGUGACUCAUCCAAGAAGGGGAAGGGCCGCCGGGCUCGCAACUCCUCCAACAAGGAGGUGACACGCAUCACGCUGGAGUUUGAGGCAGAGAUCAAACCGGAGGAGAUCACAGCCAGCUGUAACCUGCACUGCCUGCGACAGAGGGUGGAGAAGAAGCUCAAGUCGGCCAUCAAAGCCUUGAAGAAAUCCAUCAACCAGGAGCGGUUCCUGCUCCGCUUCGCCGGGAUGGAGUACGAGGUGGCGAGGAAGCUGAGCGUGGCCCCGGAGAGGCAGGAGAGCUGUGGGCCAGGCCAGCAGCGCCUGGGCGGCAAGUGUGUUAGCUGCUCACAGGGAACGUAUUACCACGGGCAGACGGAGCAGUGUGUCCCCUGUCCCCCCGGCACCUACCAGGAGAAGGAAGGACAGCUCUCCUGUGACCUGUGUCCUCGUGGUGAUGCUUUUGGACCAGUGGGAGCCACCAACAUCACUGGCUGCACGG